This is a messenger RNA of Jatropha curcas, 1206 nucleotides long. Lineage: Eukaryota; Viridiplantae; Streptophyta; Magnoliopsida; Malpighiales; Euphorbiaceae. The record is from RefSeq and is a predicted model, not a curated record.
CCUUAGAAUUAUCAUUUCCGAUUGAAGAAAAAGAAACAAAAUACAAAAACCUCAAUCGACACACCAAACCAAACACAUAACAGAACUGUGUUUCCAGAAAUGUACGGACAGACGAUAACCGAAUCCGAUUUUGCUGUUCUUGAAUCGGUUCGAAAAUACUUACUUGGAGAUUCGAUUUCUAUGUCUUCUUGCAAUAAUUCUACAAUUAAUCCCUCUGUUGUUCCUAGUACUACUCCUGUUUAUUGCCGGAGCUCAAGCUUCAGUAGCUUGUACCCUUGUUUAUCGGAUAACUGGGGCGAUUUGCCGCUCAAAGUCGAUGAUUCUGAAGAUAUGCUUCUCUACGGCGUUCUCCGCGAUGCUGUUACUGUUGGUUGGGUCCCAUCUCUAAGAACUGAGCCGCAGCCUGAUUUUCCGCCGGUGAAAUUAGAACCGGAGGAGAUUUUUGCUGCUUUGCCGGAGAUUGUGCCAACUCCGGCUACUGUACAGAUGCCGGAGAGGAUUGAGACUCAAGCUAUGGUUUCUGUGGCUGCUGCUACUACUACGACGGCUCCGGCAGUGGUGCCCACGAAGGGGAAGCAUUACAGAGGAGUGAGACAGCGGCCGUGGGGGAAAUUCGCAGCGGAGAUUCGUGACCCAGCGAAAAAUGGGGCUCGGGUUUGGUUAGGGACAUUUGAGACAGCGGAGGAUGCGGCUUUGGCUUAUGAUCGCGCCGCUUAUAGAAUGCGUGGGUCAAGGGCGUUGUUGAAUUUCCCAUUGAGGGUGAAUUCUGGAGAACCUGACCCUGUGAGAGUGACUUCAAAGAGGUCAUCACCGGAGCCGUCAUCUUCUUCAUCAUCGGGAUCGGUGAAUGGAUCACCGAAGAGGAGAAAGAAGGUUGUCAGCUCCGGUACAACGCCGUCUGAUACUAAAACAGUAGUGGCUCAAGCCGGAUUAGAAAUGGGAAAUGCAGUUAGAUAUCAAGUGGCAGCAAGUACACAUGGCGAGCAUCUAUUGGUUAAUUAAAGAAUAAUAUCGAAUGUGAAAGCCUUAAACAUUUUGAGAAAAUAGAGUGGAAAAAAAAAAAAAAAGUGAUACUGUAAAUCGAAGCUAUAAAAUGUUUAGAGGCAUUCCAUAAAUUUUUGAAGUUGGUUGAGGAGGGUUAAAAAAAAAAAAAAAAGAACUGUUUGGCUUGUGAAUAUAAAAUUUGUUGUUUUAUUAAUUUUUAUC